AUGGCACCUAUUGAGAUAGACGAGUGCUCCCCCGACCCCUGCACACAUGGCACCUGUCAGGACCUGGUCGCUGACUACACCUGUCACUGUCACCUGGGGUUUAUGGGAAGGAACUGCGACCAUCCCGUCCCAGGAUGCCUCGGGCCACUUCCCGAGGGUGCAUCGCCAUGGCAACACAACAUGACUGGGUCUGUGGUGACGGUGGAGUGGGGAUACGCUAAGGAGACGUGUAACACCUACGAGACGUGUUUCGGAGUGACAGGUGCCGCAGGUGAUGGUGUUCUACAGGUGCAACAGAGACCACUGGAGAUUCAGGAGGGCGUCAGGGUCAGAUUCCAGCCAGACAGUCAGGAGGUCCAGUUUGCUAUCCAGCCAUACAAGGUCUCCCGGGAGGGGUUUGAGAGGUGCAGUAUAGCACAGGGCAGGCCAACCACAGACAGCCCCACAGCAGUUCCAUUUCAGCUGGAUCCUAAGUUUCUAACCUUGGGCAGUAACUAUUUCAUAGUGAAUACGGACAGCCCGUUGUUCCGCUGUGACUUUGGGCUGAGGAUAAACAUCACGGUGAAGCCGAACCUGUGCAGACCAGACCAGCAACCGGGCAGCGACCGGUGCAGCAACCGGGGACACUGCCUGUCCAGGAGAACACAGGGAAGUUUCUACUGUGAGUGCUGUGAGGGGUACAUGGGGCAGUACUGUGAGGAGAUGGAUGGUUGCCAUGGCAACCCGUGUGAAAACGGUGCCACAUGUUUGGACAUUGAGGAUGAGCUGGGAGAUGGCAACUUCACAUGUAUCUGUCCACCAGGUAGGAGAGACACCUGGCAGUUACUGUUGGUGCUGCAGAGACGUUAUACGGGAACCAGCUGUUCAGAUAAGAUAGACUACUGUGCUGAGUCCCCCUGUCAGAACGGAGCCCAGUGCCUCAGUGUGGAGUAUGGACCUCAGUGUGUCUGCCUCACUGGUUUCACCGGUGACCUCUGCCAGUUGACCCUUGACCCAUGUGACAGUCGGCCGUGUCAGCACCAGGGUAUAUGCCAUAGUAACACGACUCACUACCAGUGCGAGUGUCCCCCUGGCGUUAGCGGGCAGAACUGCGAGAUAAAUGCUGAUGAGUGCGCGUCCAGCCCGUGCCGCCACGGAGUCUGUGUGGACAGGGUCAACGGCUACCAGUGCUACUGUGUGCCAGGUUUUAACGGGCACCACUGUGAACACGAGUACGAUGAAUGUCUCUCCGACCCCUGCCUCAACAAUGGAGCAUGUGUGGACUGA
Branchiostoma floridae (Florida lancelet) is the source of this 1266-nucleotide messenger RNA. RefSeq names its product delta and Notch-like epidermal growth factor-related receptor. The record is from RefSeq and is a predicted model, not a curated record. Gene Ontology annotation, molecular function: calcium ion binding. The transcript has 10 exons. NCBI's taxonomy places the organism in Eukaryota, Metazoa, Chordata, Leptocardii, Amphioxiformes, Branchiostomatidae. Bases 1 to 1266 code for a protein of 421 amino acids.